Magnusiomyces paraingens is the source of this 1680-nucleotide messenger RNA. RefSeq lists its product as uncharacterized. Gene Ontology annotation, molecular function: FAD binding; NAD(P)H oxidase H2O2-forming activity; kynurenine 3-monooxygenase activity. The coding region runs from base 1 to 1680 and encodes 559 amino acids. Gene Ontology annotation, cellular component: mitochondrial outer membrane. The transcript has a single exon. Gene Ontology annotation, biological process: L-tryptophan catabolic process; NAD+ metabolic process; quinolinate biosynthetic process. NCBI's taxonomy places the organism in Eukaryota, Fungi, Ascomycota, Dipodascomycetes, Dipodascales, Dipodascaceae. The record is from RefSeq and is a predicted model, not a curated record.
AUGAGCGCUUCUGGUUCUUCUCAUUUCGGUGACGAUAUCGUCAUGGUCGACUCCAUACACUACAAUGGAAGCGAGCCACAAACCCCAUCUGCUGGAUCUUUCCAUUCUUCAUCUUUUUCUUCUGAGGAUCAAAAAAAGCAAGUUAUUUCUGAUGAUAAGCCAGCUAUUGUAAAAGAUGAGCAGUCUGUACCAUCUCCUGCUCCUCUUAAACUGUAUAGCCCCACUUCUUCCGAUAAAGAAUUACCACCCCGCGAAAUUAAAACCAUCGCUGUUAUUGGUGCCGGGUUGGUUGGAUGUGUGGCUGCACUUGCUUUCCAAAAGAAAGGCUAUAAGGUCAAGGUCUUUGAAGGCCGACCUGAUGCUAGAACUCCUGAACAACGCGAGAUUUUCUCUUAUCGCUCCAUCAAUAUGGCAGUUUCUGCACGUGGUAUUCUUACCUUAGACUCCAUUGACCAAGACAUGAGCGACAGAGUUCUUCAGAACUUAAUUCCUAUGCAUGGAAGAAUGAUUCAUGAUCUUGCUGGAGAUGAAAUCAGUCAAAAAUAUGGUCUUUAUGGUGAAGCUAUCAACUCUAUUGAUCGUGCUGAUCUUAACCGAAGUCUAUUGGAUGAGCUUGAUAGUUCUAACAUUGAAACUUAUUUUAACCACAAGCUUGUUCAUGCUUCUUUUGAACCCAAAACAAAACUUACUUUUACUGUGGAUUCUGAAAAGCCCAAUGACUCAAAGGAAACAGCUGUAUUUAAUGAUAUUGAUCUGGUAAUUGGUGCAGAUGGUGCUCAUUCCAAGGUCCGUGCUCAGCUCGGGAAGUAUGUUCGCCUUAAUUUCAGCCAAGAAUACAUUGAUUCUGCUUAUGUGGAACUUCGUAUUGAACCAAACAAACCAAAAGAAGAUGACGACCCUGUGACAUUUUAUAACGGGGAUCAAAAGUUUAAACUUGAUAAAAACCAUUUACACAUUUGGCCUCGCCAUGAAUAUAUGCUGAUUGCACUGCCCAAUACCGAUGGUUCAUUUACAUCUACCCUUUUUGCACCAUGGUCUUUACUUGAAAGUUUAGACAGUGAAGAAAAAUGGUUUGAUUUUUUCUGGACCAAUUUCCCCGACAUUUUUGAAAAAAGCCUCAUGACAAAGGAAUCUCUCAUCAAAGCAUACCAUGAAAACCCGCGUGGCUCUUUGGUCUGUGUUCGAUGCUCUCCUUAUAAUUACAAAGACAAGGCCAUUAUUUUAGGAGACGCAGCACACUCCAUGGUGCCAUUUUACGGUCAAGGCAUGAACUGCGGCUUUGAAGACGUGCGCGUUUUAAUGUCUCUUUUGGACAAGCAUCACUUUAGCUUUAAAAAGGCGUUUGAUGAGUAUAGCGCCACUCGCAAUAAGGACCUCAAUGCAAUUGUUGACCUUGCAAUGAGAAAUUACAUUGAGAUGCGCCACAGCGUCAUCAGCAUGUCUUACUUGUUGAGAAAGAAACUUGAUAACUUUCUUUCUAAAACUUUUGGCAAUCAUUGGCUGCCUUUAUAUACCAUGGUUACAUUUCGUCCCGAUAUCUCAUACUCAGAAGCAUUACGUCGUGAAACCCUCCAAGCCAAAAUUGUACACAAUAUUGUCUAUUACUCAACCGGAAUUUUGGCUUUAACUGGUGUUGUCACUGCUAUUCGCAUUAUUCGCAAACUUAAAAUCUUUUCUUAA